AUGGCUGCAACAACACCAGUAACCCUGAUCGCAACCCUAGAAUCCCACCUCACACCGACCCUGGCCUUUACAUCCCCACCAACAUCCCCCUCCCAACCUUCCCUUCAUCUGAUACCCCCACCAACUCUCACCAAACUGCGCAACAUAGGCCCCGGCCGGGUAAAAGACAUGCGUUUCCUUGGCCAGUCGAAACAAAUCAUCAGUCAUGUUCCCCUUGUCGCUGCGCCGCAGACAUGCAGCAGGAUCAACGACGCGAUGCAUGCAGCGGUUAUCAUGAACUCGGAAAAGUUCUCUGUAUUGAGCAUGUUGCCUUUAGAAGGCAAAGAAGCAGCAAGAGAGUUGGCGAGGUGUGUGGGAAAGAUGAAGUUUGUUGGGGGUUGUAUUGGGAUUAGUAGGAAGACUGAACUGGAGGGUGUGGAAUGGGAGGAGCUCUGGGAUGCUGCAGAAAGGUAUCGAGUGCCGAUUUUAUUAAGGGAGACGUGGCCGGUAGGAUCUGAGAUGACGGACUACCAACACACUUUUCCUUCUACCGUAUACGCGCCCCUCUUAACACACGUUCAUACGUCGCAUGCUACUUCUCCUCUCCCAUUGCUACACCUUUACCUCAGCUCCGUCUUCGACCGACACCCUGGUCUACGUCUCAUACUUGCACAUCCCGGCGUUCUUCCCUCUCUCAUUCCACGCAUCGAAAUGCUCCUCACCACUAUUCCUGCUGCGGAUAAACCUAAGCGAAGUUUUCUGGAUGUCUGGCAGCACAACAUCUACCUGACGACGGCAGAUGCGCAAGACAUGUCAAGUCUAAGGGCGCUGCUAGAACAGAUACCAGUAGAUAGAGUGCUGUAUGUGAGUAAUUACCCGUUUGAAGAGAGGGGAAAGGAGUUGAUGGAUGAACUCAGAGAUAGUGGGUUUUUGACGCAGGUGGAGUGGGAAAGAGUUGCCUGGGGAAAUGCAGAAAUUGUGUUUGACUUGAAAGGAGCGAACACGAAGGGAGGAAGGAGAUAG
Alternaria postmessia is the source of this 1002-nucleotide messenger RNA. RefSeq lists its product as uncharacterized. Lineage: Eukaryota; Fungi; Ascomycota; Dothideomycetes; Pleosporales; Pleosporaceae. Gene Ontology annotation, cellular component: cytoplasm; cytosol. The record is from RefSeq and is a predicted model, not a curated record. The transcript has 2 exons. The coding region runs from base 1 to 1002 and encodes 333 amino acids. Gene Ontology annotation, molecular function: hydrolase activity; carboxy-lyase activity. Gene Ontology annotation, biological process: secondary metabolic process.